AUGAAUGCAAAAAAUAAAAUAUCAAAUCAGAAUAAAGGAAAUGGGCCAAAAUUUAAAUCGUUUAAAGAAACGUUUCCCAUUUGCGCCUUCGCGUUAGCUGUAGGUUUAAUAUAUCCGAAUAAGACAAACAUACGUGCUCGGGCUUUAAUUUUUACUUUCAUCGUCGCAUAUAACGGUAUAAUAAUUAUUUGGUGGUUACUCUACAUAUACAAGUGUAUCAUCACAUCUGACAAGUUUAAUCUUGCAAGGAAUAUAACUGUCGGCGUACCGAUCAGUCUUUUCUUCUUUAAAUUCUUUUAUAUUACUUACAAAAACGAUAGUUUCGGUGAAUUAUUGGAAAAAAUAUCUGAAGAUCUUAUCAGAGGUAACGAUAUGGAUGAAGACUAUAAAAAAAUAUACGAGCGCCAUAUUAAACUAGGAAAACUUGGUCAGAAUUGUUGGGUCAUAAUUCCCGUAGUUUUAAGUUCUCAGUUCCCGAUGUUCGCAGGCGCCUGCAUGAUAUACGAGAACUUGAAGAGUGACAUGGGAAAACGAUAUAUGGUACAUGAAAUGGAAUUAAAAUACAUAGAAGACAAGCAAUACGAAACGCCAUAUUUUGAAAUGUUAUUCGCGUGUAUUUUACUGCAGUGCGUGAUCCUCGUUCCAAACUUCACGGGCUUCGACGGAUCAUUUUGUAUCGCAACGGCCCACCUGCAACUUAAGCUUAAAUUGAUGACUAAUAAGUUGCACAGAGCAUUUAAAGACUCUAAAAAUAAUUUACAACUCGAAGAAAAAGUGAAAGAAGUGAUAAGAGAUCACCAAGAAGCGUACCGUUUUUACAACAAUUUAGAAAACAUGUACGGCGGCUGGCUUCUGGUCGUAUUUCUCAUUACCUCAGUUGUUAUAUCUUUAAACUUGUAUCAGAAUAGCAUCAGUGAAGUAAUCGAUCCUAAGUACACACUUUUUGUUGUAAGCGGAGUUGUUCACAUGUAUACGCCAUGUUACUUUGCAAGUAAUUUGUCCAAGUCCGGUGAAGACUUAUGUUCAGAUAUCUACAGCGUACCCUGGGAGGAAUGUGCAAAUCCAGUCGUCACGAAACUUUUGAUAUUCAUGAUCGCUAAAUCCCAACAACCGCUUCAUCUUACCGGCAAGGGCAUGGUAUAUUUUAACAUGCAACUAUUUAUAUCUCGCCUGCGCGGGCCGUCGAUAGCAAAAGUGUCUGCCGACCCUGGAUGCCCCCCCUCUCAGGCGGUGGUGGGGGCGCCACUUCCAGCUCCCUUCACCUUCGCGCUGGCCGCGCAGCCGCGACCAAUGACCGCCCGCCUCGAGCCGGCGAAAGGUUUUAUAUACGAGUGGAAUUCGCAGUGCCAAAUUGCUAUAAGUCAAAAUAUAGGGUAGUCGGGCGGUUCAGUCGUUGGUCGCGUACUCGCUGAGCGUGCACGGCCGUCGUAGUACACCGCAGUUUGUGCGCAAACUGCGCCAGCGCACACGAGCCCAGAUUGUUCGCGUCCCGUACAGUCGCGCCGCCGAACCAAUGCGCGGUACCCCAGUGCCUUCAUAGCGACUUACUCGUACUACUGCCAGCGAACAUUGUGUGACAACAUGGGGUGCAGUGCAAGAUACUGUUUACUGGCUCUGUCCUUGUGCCUAGUGUCUGAACAUGCCUUUGGUGUCAGAAUUAUGCCCAAACGGAAGAAAG
Papilio machaon (common yellow swallowtail) is the source of this 1678-nucleotide messenger RNA. RefSeq lists its product as uncharacterized. Lineage: Eukaryota; Metazoa; Arthropoda; Insecta; Lepidoptera; Papilionidae. The record is from RefSeq and is a predicted model, not a curated record. Gene Ontology annotation, cellular component: plasma membrane. Gene Ontology annotation, molecular function: olfactory receptor activity; odorant binding. Gene Ontology annotation, biological process: sensory perception of smell; detection of chemical stimulus involved in sensory perception of smell.